AUGGUCGCCGACAGGCGCAGAUCCGGCAAAGUCAGCCUUGCCGACUGGACGACUUUCGAGAACCUGCUGGACAAACCCGACGCGGAAUACGAGAUCGCUUUUAGAUUGUUCGACACGGAAGGAACGGGCACCGUGAAAUGGGACACCUUCAAGGAAGUGUGCAACCUGAGCAAGAGCAGCGACAGCAUCCCGUUCGAUUGGAACUCAGAAUGGGCUUCCCUUUACACUGGAAAGACAAAGCGCCGACACGACAUGACGUACCCUCAAUUCUCCCAGAUGCUUCGCGGUCUGCAGGGAGAACGCAUUAGGCAAGCCUUCCACGCUUUUGACAAGGACGGUGAUGGCUACAUCGAGCCCGAAGACUUCCAGCGCAUCAUCCUCGAGACCUCGAAGCACAAGCUGUCCGACUACGUCUUGGAAAACCUCCCCAGUCUGUGCAACAUCUCCGCCGGUACCAAGAUCUCCUAUGCCACCGUCCGUGCCUUCCAGAACAUUAUGCGUGAGAUGGAUAUCAUUGAUGUUAUUGUGCGUGAGGCGGCCCAGCACAGCGACGAUGGCAAGAUCACGCGCGCGGAUUUCUUGAAUGCUGCCGCUCGUGUUACCCGGUUCUCCCUUUUCACCCCCAUGGAGGCCGACAUCCUCUUCCACUUCGCUGGAUUGGAUGCUCCCUCUGGAAGACUUUCGCAGAAGGAUUUCGCCAAGGUCAUUGACGCAUCGUGGCGUAUGCCCCUCGCAGUUGCUGGACAAGCUGCGUCGGAUAAGGCGCACCAGGUUGCCGAGAAGUCCAAGUCGGUGCUGUACAGCGUGUUGGAGUCCGUCCACCAUUUCGCCCUGGGCAGUCUUGCAGGUGCUUUCGGAGCCUUCAUGGUGUACCCUAUUGAUCUUGUGAAGACCCGUAUGCAGAACCAGCGCUCAACUCGCGUCGGAGAGAGACUUUACAACAACUCGCUGGAUUGCUUCAGGAAAGUGAUCCGUAACGAGGGUUUUACCGGCUUGUACUCUGGUGUCGUCCCUCAAUUGAUCGGUGUCGCCCCCGAGAAGGCUAUUAAGCUCACUGUGAACGACCUUGUGCGUGGGCACUUCACCAACAAGGAGAACGGAAAGAUCUGGACUGGUCACGAGAUCCUGGCCGGUGGUACUGCCGGAGCUUGUCAAGUUAUCUUCACCAACCCUCUGGAGAUUGUCAAGAUUCGUCUCCAAGUCCAGGGUGAGAUCGCAAAGUCUGUUGAGGGUGCUCCUCGCCGCUCUGCCCUCUGGAUCGUCAAGAACCUGGGUUUGAUGGGUCUGUACAAGGGAGCAAGUGCCUGUCUGCUCCGUGAUGUCCCGUUCUCCGCCAUCUACUUCCCUACUUAUGCGCACCUGAAGUCCGACUUCUUCGGCGAGUCGCCCACUCACAAGCUCGGCGUUGUGCAAUUGCUCACUGCAGGUGCUAUUGCUGGUAUGCCCGCAGCCUAUCUUACUACCCCAUGUGACGUGAUCAAGACCCGUCUGCAGGUCGAAGCCCGCAAGGGUGAGGUCAAGUACACCGGACUGCGUCACUGCGCGGCCACUGUUUGGAGGGAUGAAGGAUUCAAGGCUUUCUUCAAGGGAGGCCCGGCUCGUAUCAUUCGUUCAUCCCCACAGUUCGGUUUCACACUUGCCGCCUAUGAGGUCCUGCAGAAGAUGCUUCCUAUGCCCGGGUCUGAACCGGAAGUUACCCCGGCGGGACAAAUCGAACCUGGCGUCGGCCUGCAGACUGCCAAGGCUCCUCUGCCAUACCUCAGAUCCAGGAACGCCCUCAAGCUGAUCCUGGAUUUGGAUCAAAACAUUGGCCGCGUUCCGAUCCCCUCGGCGGACCGUUGGCCUAAGUUCCUUCAGCAGUCCAAGCAAUAG
Messenger RNA from Aspergillus luchuensis, 1872 nucleotides. RefSeq names its product citrin (gene AGC1). Bases 1 to 1872 code for a protein of 623 amino acids. The record is from RefSeq and is a predicted model, not a curated record. Gene Ontology annotation, biological process: L-glutamate transmembrane transport; aspartate transmembrane transport; malate-aspartate shuttle. NCBI's taxonomy places the organism in Eukaryota, Fungi, Ascomycota, Eurotiomycetes, Eurotiales, Aspergillaceae. The transcript is spliced from 3 exons. Gene Ontology annotation, molecular function: L-aspartate transmembrane transporter activity; calcium ion binding; L-glutamate transmembrane transporter activity.